This is a messenger RNA of Lathyrus sativus (Indian pea), 708 nucleotides long. Lineage: Eukaryota; Viridiplantae; Streptophyta; Magnoliopsida; Fabales; Fabaceae. The record is from the annotation of a GenBank genome assembly.
AUGGCUGAGACCAAAGCCACUCAAGUGAAUAUCAAGCCAAUUUCCCAAAUUGCCCCUUCUAAGCCUAAGGUUACUGAUUCUUCAUCUCUCAAUAAGAAGCUCUCAAGCUCAACGAAGCAUACACCUGAUUCUAAGAUGAAAUCUGUCACCACUGUCACUAAAUAUGAGGUUAAAUCAAAACCGACAACAAUGUCGUCGUCAUCAUCGAAAACAACAACAACUACGAAGACGACGAAGAGGAAAACUACUACCACCAAAGUGAGAGAGAGGAAAGUCUACAAUUUGCCUGGCCAGAAACACGAUCCACCUGAAGAGAAAGAACCCUUGAGGAUUUUCUAUGAGUCGUUGUCAAAACAGAUACCGACAAGUGAAAUGGCUGAAUUUUGGUUAAUGGAACAUGGAUUAUUGUCUCUUGAAAGAGCUAAGAAAGCAUUUGAUAAGAAGCAGAGAAAGCAAAAGGAGCUUCGAACAGGAACUCCGGCUAAGUCAUCGUCAAAGCCGCCGACAAAAACCGGAACUUCACAGAAGCCGCAACAGAGACCAAAUAAUACUGGAACUUCAGAGAAGAGACCAAAUAAUACUGGAACUUUACAGAAGCCGCAACAGAAAUCAAAUAACGGCGACACUAAAGCCAAGAGAAAGAUCGAGAGUGACAGUGACGACGACGACGAUGAUUUCAUUUUGAGUCAUAAAAGAAUAAGAAUGUAA